Messenger RNA from Arabidopsis arenosa, 3112 nucleotides. The record is from the annotation of a GenBank genome assembly. Lineage: Eukaryota; Viridiplantae; Streptophyta; Magnoliopsida; Brassicales; Brassicaceae.
UUUAACAUUUUUUGUUUCUGUCGCUUAAUUUUUUUUAUUGUGGGGAGAGAUGUCAUCGGCGCCGUCUCCGGGUACUACUCCGUCAACUCCUCCACAACUUCCUCCCAUUCCACCCGUCCUUCCUCCUACCGUUCCUGUACAGCCUCCGGUCAUUCCUCCUACCGUUCCUAUACAGCCUCCGGUCAUUCCUCCUCCGUCUCCGCCUCCGCCUACACCCAUUCCUCCUCCACCUCCCUUGACGUCUUCUCCUCCACCUCCUUCACCUCCCUUGACGCCUUCUCCUACCCCACCAUCUCCCACCACUCCUUCACCUCCAUUGACGCCUUCUCCUCCGCCUCCGUCUCCCGAGACUCCUUCGCCUCCGUCUCCCGAGACUCCUUCACCUCCUUUGACACCUUCUUCUCCGCCUCCGCCACCUUCUCCCUUGAGACCUUCUUCUCCUCCUCCGCCUUCUCCCGCCACUCCUUCAACUCCGCCAAAAUCUUUCCCAUCUCCACCGCCUCCUUCAAAACCCGCUCUACCUCGGUCGGACACUCAAAGCCCUCCACCUCCUCCAGCAAAUCCCACUGGCGGGGGAUCUUUACCAACGGGAAUGUUGGUUGGGGUUGCCAUCGGAGGAGUUGCUAUGCUUGUUGUGGUAUUGGCUUUAAUUUUUUUCAUUUCUGGAGGACCUUACGGUGGAUAUCAGCAACCAAAUGCAUCAAGACAGUCAAAUAACGUGAUGGCUUCACUGCCACCUCGUCCGCCGCACUUUAUGAGUAGCAGCAGCAGUGGCGGCUACGACUCAAACUACUCAGAUCAAUCAGUUCUUCCUCCACCAUCACCAGGGCUUGCAUUAGGCAUCUAUCAAGGCACUUUCAAUUACGAGGAGUUAUCUAGAGCCACCAAUGGCUUCUCUGAGGCCAAUUUGUUAGGACAAGGUGGAUUCGGAUAUGUGUUUAAAGGGAAGGGACGGCCUACGAUGGAAUGGAGUUCAAGAUUGAAGAUUGCUAUUGGUUCUGCCAAAGGAUUGUCUUAUCUUCAUGAAAAUUGCAAUCCUAAAAUCAUCCACCGUGAUAUCAAAGCGUCAAACAUAUUGAUUGAUUUCAAAUUUGAAGCAAAGGUUGCUGAUUUUGGUCUUGCCAAGAUUGCUUCGGAUACAAACACUCAUGUAUCUACACGUGUGAUGGGAACUUUUGGGUAUUUAGCUCCGGAAUAUGCUUCAAGCGGAAAACUGACAGAAAAGUCUGACGUUUUCUCAUUUGGCGUUGUACUUUUGGAGCUAAUAACCGGACGUCGCCCUAUUGAUGCAAAUAAUGUCCAUGCAGAUAACAGCUUGGUUGAUUGGGCACGACCUUUGCUUAACCAAGUAUCCGAAAUAGGAAACUUUGAAGCUGUGGUUGAUACAAAGUUGAAUAAUGAGUAUGACCGAGAAGAGAUGGCUCGUGUGGUUGCUUGUGCCGCAGCUUGUGUUCGGUCUACAGCUCGCCGCAGACCUCGCAUGGAUCAGGUUGUGCGUGUGCUAGAAGGAAACAUAUCGCCUUCAGAUCUGAACCAAGGGAUCACACCUGGUCAUAGCAAUGUGUAUGGCUCAUCUGGAGGAAGCACGGAUUAUGACUCGAGCCAAGACAGUGAAGGCAUGAACAGGUUUAGGAAAAUGGGACUCGAGACUCAAGAUUUGUAUAGUAAUCCAAUAAGUGAAUAUGAUUUGUACCCGUCUUGGUCGAGCAUUGAGGUGAUGAUCAAAACUUUGUCUCUAGCUUCUGCUCGCAUCUUCUUCUCUAGAACCUCUCCAUAUUUUCUUAUUCCCCUCUCUAAGCUCUCUGUAUCACAUCGCCGGAAAUUCUCAGUGAUGGCCAGUGGAAGCGACGAGUUCGUGAAAGGAAAUGUUUAUCCAAAUGGCGUUGCUUUCAUCACUCUUGAUCGACCUAAAGCUCUCAACGCCAUGAAUCUAGAAAUGGAUUUGAAGUACAAAAGCAUUCUUGAUGAAUGGGAAUCUGACCCUAGUGUCAAAUGUGUUGUUGUUGAAGGAAGCACACCUCGGGCCUUUUGUGCAGGUGGUGAUGUGAAGCAGAUUACAUCUAAAAAUCAAUUGUCAGAUAUGAUAGAGGUAUUUACAGCUGAGUAUAGCCUGAUAUGCAAGAUUGCUGGUUACAAAAAGCCAUAUAUCUCGUUAAUGGAUGGCAUAACAAUGGGAUUUGGUCUUGGUCUUUCUGGGCAUGGACGCUACCGAGUGAUAACAGAGAGGACAGUCCUCGCAAUGCCAGAAAAUGGAAUCGGCUUGUUUCCAGAUGUUGGAUUUUCAUAUAUAGCAGCUCAUAGCCCUGGUGAAGGAUCUGUUGGUGCUUACCUUGGUAUGACUGGGAGAAGGAUUUCCACACCUUCAGAUGCACUUUUUGUGGGUCUUGGGACACAUUAUGUACCAUCUGGAAAGCUAGGGUCACUCAAAGAAGCCAUUUUGUCAGCUGACUUUUCCAAGGAUCCCCAUCAACACAUCCACGCAACUUUAUCAAAGUACAGCAGUGAUCCUGAAUCUGAGUCCCAACUCAAAAUGCUUUUGCCUCAGAUAGAAUCAGCUUUUAGUGCAAGUAAGUCUGUUAAGGAAACUAUAGAAGAGCUGAAGAAGUACCAGCAGAGCACUGAGGCUUCAGUUGCAGAAUGGGCUAAUGAAGCACUCCAAGGCCUUGGAAAAGGGGCACCGUUUUCUCUAUACCUAACACAUAAGUACUUCUCCAAAGUUGCUUGUGCCAAGGGUAAAACCAACAACGCGAUGACAACACUUAGCGGUGUGAUGAAAACUGAGUACCGCAUUGCUCUAAGAUCCGCAUUGCGCAAUGAUUUCACUGAAGGUGUUAGAGCAGUCUUGAUUGACAAGGACCAGAAUCCGAAAUGGAAACCAGCGAGCUUAGACGAGGUAGAUGAAACCGAAGUGGACGCUCUCUUUAAGCCAUUAAGUCCUGAAUUGGAAGAGCUAAACGUAUGAAAGUGACUUACCAAACAACAGAAGAUAUUGCUUAGCUCAUGGAUUGGUGAUUAUAGUGUUGCAGCUAUUGAACAUGUUUCAUCUAUUUAUCAAAUUUUUUCAAGUCGUAGAUUGAUCAACUUACAACAGAAGUAAAUAUUUUCCAAUAAG